AUGUACCAGUAUUUUGCACCUAGGGAGGUCAGAGAAUGGCUACCGCAGGUAAGGGAGACCGUCACGAGAAACCGGUCGGGCAACCUGGCGGCUCCAACCGAGUAUGCGAGCCUUGGUGCAGAGAGUCUCCGCCCGGUAAGCUUGUGGUUGUUGCAUUCUUUCUUGCAGCGCCACCGCGAUGCCAUUCGAGUUAAAGUCGAGCUCGCAACUCGUCAAGCCCAGACUGGUGCAAAUGACUCAAAGCACAAAACUGUCGCUUCAUCAUCUUUAGGCAAGAGGAAAAACGAGAGCAGGAAACAGAGUGCCCAAGACAGGAGCCGAAAGGCAUCAGGGGACGAUAACAGUCCAGGUGAGGAUGGUGAGGAUGACGAGGACGAUCUGCGUGCCCCAAAGGCAGCGCGCCCAGAUGCAAUUCCUGCUUCCGGCGAACCCACGGAACGGCUUGCUUGUCCAUACUAUCAACGCCGUCCAGAUCUAUACCAUAACAAACCGAUCUGUGUGGGGCCUGGCUGGUGGAAAGUCAGCAAGGUGAAGGAACACUUGUUCCGUAAACAUACGCUUCUGAAGCACCAAUGCUAUCGAUGUGGUGACCCGUUCGACGAUAUUGGUUCGUUGAAAGCUCAUUGCCGACUCAUCAUUGCUUGCCCUUUAAAGGAGGUGCCAGUCGUCGAAGGCAUGGACGCAGAAAUGCAGGACAAGGUAAGGUCUAAGAAGGGCCAGUCCAAGCUCACGGAGCUCCAGAAAUGGAAUGACCUGUAUCAGACUCUUUUCCCAAAGGAGGGUAUUCCUAUGCCUUACUACAGCCAGAGGAGCCAGUCUUUUCAACAGGCGGCAAAUCAAUCUUCCGCCUGCAAUGAAGUUGACGACGUUCUCAUGCUGGGAAAGGCUGUCGAUGACUACCUCCCUAACCUGGUCCGGGAGUAUCACGCCUUGUCAGGUGAUGAGAAACUCACAUUUUCCGAAGAAAAGGCGGUAAUUAGCGAGGCAUAUGUAUCUCUCGCAGAACCUCUCUCUUCUUCCGUCAGCCUGGAGAAUAUCCCUAAUUUCGUUGCGAUCCUCGAUGAGCUACAGCACCCUACCGACCAAGACAUCCUGUCCUUAGAUGCAAUGCGGAAAACUGCUGCCGGUGAGAAGAAUGGCGUGGAGCCAUUGACUGCUGGUACUUUUGGGGCUGACAAGAUGGAGAGCUACGAUUUCGAAGAGGGUUAUUCAGCUUGGCGGGUGGAUACGGAAGAUGACGGCGCACCCGGUGAAGGCAAGGGCCUUGUCGCUGCGUUGCCGAGGAGGCUAAUGCCGACCGAACUCUUAGUUAUCGGCAACGUGGACAGCCGUGCAAAUAGCUCUCCUGGGCGAGCCUGA
This is a messenger RNA of Neoarthrinium moseri, 1359 nucleotides long. RefSeq lists its product as uncharacterized. The coding region runs from base 1 to 1359 and encodes 452 amino acids. The transcript has 4 exons. The record is from RefSeq and is a predicted model, not a curated record. Lineage: Eukaryota; Fungi; Ascomycota; Sordariomycetes; Amphisphaeriales; Apiosporaceae.